AUGGUAUCCAAAAUACAAGUGCCAAUAGGCAGGCCGGAGAACACCGAGAGGCGCCGCCUUGCCCUGCGGCGCCGCGUCUUGCCGGCGGGAGGCGGGCCGUGCGCCGCAGCCAAUGGCAGCCCGCGGCCAGCGACAUUGAGAGGCAGAACGACACCCCGCGUCGCGCCGGACUUGGCGCCCAAAGCCAGGGCUUGGAGGCGGGGUGAUGGGGCACUCAGCAGCGCCAGUAACCAAUCAGACUAUAAAGCCCGCCCAUCGCGGAUUCUUAUUGGCUACAGCGCCAGAACUGAUUUUAGCAACAACCAAUCGGACGCUGCGAAAGGGUGGCGGUUUGAAUUGCGGCGGGAGGGGUCGGCCGCGGUGUACAGAGUGGAAGGUGGCUGGCGGUGCAAACGGCUUUUCUUUAUGGAGUUUGAUCCCAAGAUACAGAAGAGGAUGCGGCGCAGCAGCAAACGUUUCAAUGCAUGCCUGAACCGCAUCUUGGAAGAGUAUACUGAUCCCUUCAGGGAUGACGUAGAGAUUCCCUUGAGCUCUUUGACGUACGAUACACCACGGGGACCUAGAAGUUGGGAGGAUAUGACAAGAAGAGGAGCUAUGAUCUGGAAGGAAGCAUUUAUGCGUACUAGACAACAGCAAAGGAGAAGAGAGAGGCAGAGCCAUGAUCUUGGAGAUGAGAACUCACCGGCACGCCAGGAAUCUUCUGAGAACACUGGUGCAGUAACAUCUGAUACAGGUGAAAGAGGUGCUGAUGUAGCCUCCGUAGGAAGAAACUUUGAAGGAAUUAAUCUCAAGGUACCAACUCCAAGUUCGUCAAAAAGUCGUCGUUCAACUUUGCCAGGGCAAGAACUACUUGGUGAAAGAGGUGCUGAUGUAGCCUCCGUAGGAAGAAACUUUGAAGGAAUUAAUCUCAAGGUACCAACUCCAAGUUCGUCAAAAAGUCGUCGUUCAACUUUGCCAGGGCAAGAACUACUUGGUGAAGAAGGUGGUGAUGUAGCCUCCGUAGGAAGAAAAUUUGAAGGAAUUCAUCUCAAGGUACCAACUCCAAGUUCGUCAAAAAGUCGUCGUUCAACUUUGCCAGGGCAAGAACUACUUGGUGAAGAAGGUGGUGAUGUAGCCUCCGUAGGAAGAAAAUUUGAAGGAAUUCAUCUCAAGAAUCUGAAUGUAGAUGAUGGACAAAACCUGAAGAAAAAAAGAGUUCCAGUGGAUGUGAUAUUACAAGGUGAUGAGAGAAAUAUUCCCAAAUGGAUAACGAUACCAACAAGUUCGUCAAAAAGUCGUCGUUCAACUUUGCCAGGGCAAGAACUACUUGGACCUAAACGACAGGACCGUACGUCAAGGAAAGAUGCUAAAACCUGCAAGAAAGGAUUUACGCGUACUAGACAACAGCAAAGGAGAAGAGAGAAGCAGAGCCAUGAUCUUGGAGAUGAGAACUCACCGGCACGCCAGGAAUCUUCUGAGAACUCUGGUGCAGAUACAUCUGAUACAGGUGAAGAAGGUGGUGAUGUAGCCUCCGUAGGAAGAAAAUUUGAAGGAAUUCAUCUCAAGAAUCUGAAUGUAGAUGAUGGACAAAACCUGAAGAAAAAAAGAGUUCCAGUGGAUGUGAUAUUACAAGGUGAUGAGAGAAAUAUUCCCAAAUGGAUAACGAUACCAACAAGUUCGUCAAAAAGUCGUCGUUCAACUUUGCCGGGGCAAGAACUACUUGGACCUAAACGACAGGACCGUACGUCAAGGAAAGAUGCUAAAACCUGCAAGAAAGGAUUUACGCGUACUAGACAACAGCAAAGGAGAAGAGAGAAGCAGAGCCAUGAUCUUGGAGAUGAGAACUCACCGGCACGCCAGGAAUCUUCUGAGAACUCUGGUGCAGAUACAUCUGAUACAGGUGAAGAAGGUGGUGAUGUAGCCUCCGUAGGAAGAAAAUUUGAAGGAAUUCAUCUCAAGAAUCUGAAUGUAGAUGAUGGACAAAACCUGAAGAAAAAAAGAGUUCCAGUGGAUGUGAUAUUACAAGGUGAUGAGAGAAAUAUUCCCAAAUGGAUAACGAUACCAACAAGUUCGUCAAAAAGUCGUCGUUCAACUUUGCCGGGGCAAGAACUACUUGGACCUAAACGACAGAACCGUACGUCAAGGAAAGAUGCUAAAACCUGCAAGAAAGGAUUUACGCGUACUAGACAACAGCAAAGGAGAAGAGAGAAGCAGAGCCAUGAUCUUGGAGAUGAGAACUCACCGGCACGCCAGGAAUCUUCUGAGAACUCUGGUGCAGAUACAUCUGAUACAGGUGAAGAAGGUGGUGAUGUAGCCUCCGUAGGAAGAAAAUUUGAAGGAAUUCAUCUCAAGAUACCAACAAGUUCGUCAAAAAGUCGUCGUUCAACUUUGCCGGGGCAAGAACUACUUGGUGAAGAAGGUGGUGAUGUAGCCUCCGUAGGAAGAAAAUUUGAAGGAAUUCAUCUCAAGAAUCUGAAUGUAGAUGAUGGACAAAACCUGAAGAAAAAAAGAGUUCCAGUGGAUGUGAUAUUACAAGGUGAUGAGAGAAAUAUUCCCAAAUGGAUAACGAUACCAACUCCAAGUUCGUCAAACAGUCACCAUUCAACUUUGCCAGAGCAAGAACUGCGCGGCAAUCGAGCUGGUGUUUGCAGAAAGAAGCUAGAGUUUUCAAAUGAAUGUUCUUCAUCCAAAUAUCCACAGUUACAACAUUCUGCUGUUCCCCUUCCAUCAAAAACAGUAGCCUCACCCAGGCAUCGACCUUGUCCGGAAGUGAACAUGACUUCAUGUGAUAGUAUCCUUGGAGGAUACCAGUCUGCAGAUGAGGGAUGCUCCUUCAGCAGUACAGAUCUUUCAGCCUUAUAUCCAGCAAUGGUAGCGAUACUUGCAGAGCUUAUGACAAAGCAUUCUCAGAGAAAAGUGUUGAAGUACAUGUUUGGACACUUAAGGUCCAAGAGACGGCAUUCUAGAAGACCAAAGCUCAAUGUUACUGUAGACAAAAUGAGAGAGUCCGGGUCUUGUAAACGGAAACCAAAGAAGGCAUCCCACAGCAUGUGUAGCCGUAGAAGUGAAGACAACCAAAAUCCAACUUUCGGAAAUGAGAGAAGAGAAUUCUCUUCUGACAGUUGUCCCAUUAGUAAUUCAUCUGCUCUGGGGUCUUAUGCUUGUGCUGAUACAAAUGAAACCAAAAUGCACUACUCUGACUCAAGUUUAGAACAACAUUUGGCAUCUGGAAAAAGUCAAGAAGUCUGCAAACAUACUGCUUUUCCUGAUGUUAUGGAUAGAAUGGAAGAGACAUUUCUAGUUGAAGAUAAAUUACAGACUAUUGCCUCACCAAAGAAUUCAGAAUACAUAGAAGGUGAAAAAUUUACUUACAAACUUUUCUCAGAACCCAGUUUUAGAACAUCUGCUGCCAGUUCAGAUUCAAGAGCGUUUCAUCUUGUAAAAGAGAGUAAGACUCAGAAAGCAGACUUUUGUGUUGGUACCUCGGAGUUGUGUUCAUGUGCUUGCAGUUCCCAUGGCAAUAGAGACAAUUCUGUAUCUACCAUAAAUUUUUCUCCUGCAAGAUCAACAAAUACUUCGUUCAUAUGGCCUCAAAAAAUAACUUCUUCCCAGCACAAAGAGUCAUUUUCCUCCUGGAAGCAGAAUUCUUCAAAGAGGGACGAAGAAAUAGAUGCUGCAUUUGACAAACUCUGCUACAGAGUGAUUUCUGGGGAAUACUUUAAGCCUUCGACAUCGACAAGACCUCUUUUAAACUCACAGAGCCAUGAAGAGAAAGGAACAUUAGUGAGGAGUAAUCUAAGUGAUUCUGAGAGGUCCCUUAAACAGCGUGAUACGGAAUUGGAGAAACUGUGUGGGAAGUCUGUUCCAAAAUUUCCUGGGCUUCAGAGAGCUUCAAAUUUCAGGAAAUAUGAAGAAAUACAGAUGCCUGAAACUGUAAAUGCUCUUGUUAAUUCUCCUGUUAGAACUUAUUCUGCAAUUUCCAGUGCUAAAAGAGCAGGAAAUUUUCAAAACCAUCCUCUUUGUUCACCAGUAAAGCGACUGAAAUUUAAACCGGAAUAUUGUUCUUCUUCAAGCAAAUGUCAGGAGAUUUCCCACAGUAAAGAGGGUAAUCUUCAGACAAGUGGCAUGGAUUUUUUGAGCACAUACAACUGUAGCCAGCCCAGCGUUUUUGCUGAUCGCAACUUUCAUUGUCAGGGCUUUGGAUCUCAUGAUUCUUCACAACAAAGUUCUCUUGGUAUCUCUGGCACUUCCCUGCAAGAAUCUGGGACUGCAGGUGCACACUCUGGUUGGCCUGGGGCAAUGGAGAAUCGCAGCUCUCUCAGAAGUGGGAGCGAGCGUCACUCAAGAGUAUACAGAAAACUAAGCUACACUGAUGGGAAAGACCAGUUGUAGGAAUGCCUUGGAUGACUCUCUGGUUAAAGCUCACCAAGAAGCAUUAAUGCACUGUUACAGUUAAAAAAGUUUUAUAUAGGUUGGGUUUUAUUCAAUGUUGUUUCUUCCAAGAAUCAAGGAUGUAUAAUUAUAUGUAAGCAAUACACAAAUAGUUCUGAUUUAUACUUCAUUGUAGUUCAAAUCUUUGGGAAAAGGUUCGUCCCUUUUAACAGGGCACUUCGUACUCAAUUGAUGGCUAAGUUGGAUUUUUAUAUUUGACGGUAUUUGUAAUAACAGUGUGGUUUGUAUUCUUUUUAUUUGCUGAUAAGCUUUGAUUCUCACUGUAUUAACAAUAAGGCAUAACCUAAAUGGCUGCCUAUCCAUUCUUUUUGAAUGCAUAAGUACAGACCCAAAAAUCAUUGCUAUAUACUAGGACUUGAGUCGGCUAUGCAAUGUCAGUGUUAAAAUUUUCCAGAGUUCAUUGUUCAAUAAAAUUUUAUACUGUUUAAUAGGUUUAUAUUUGACGAUAUUUGUCACAACAGUGUGAUCUCUAUUCUUUUUAUUUGCUGAUAAGCUUUGAUUCUCACUGUAUUAACAAAAAGGCAUAACCUAAAUGGCUGCCUAUCCAUUCUUUUUGAAUGCAUAAGUACAGACCCAAAAAUCAUUGCUAUAUACUAGGACUUGAGUCUGCUAUGCAAUGUCAAUGUUAAAAUUUUCCAGAGUUCAUUGUUCAGUAAAAUUUUAUACUGUUUAAUAGGUUUAUAUUUGACGAUAUUUGUCACAACAGUGUGACCUCUAUUCUUUUUAAUUGCUGAUAAGCUUUGAUUCUCACUGUAUUAACAAUAAGGCAUAACCUAAAUGGCUGCCUAUCCAUUCUUUUUGAAUGCAUAAGUACAGACCCAAAAAUCAUUGCUAUAUACUAGGACUUGAGUCUGCUAUGCAAUGUCAAUGUUAAAAUUUUCCAGAGUUCAUUGUUCAAUAAAAUUUUAUACUGUUUAAUAGGUUUAUAUUUGACGAUAUUUGUCACAACAGUGUGAUCUCUAUUCUUUUUAUUUGCUGAUAAGCUUUGAUUCUCACUGUAUUAACAAUAAGGCAUAACCUAAAUGGCUGCCUAUCCAUUCUUUUUGAAUGCAUAAGUACAGACCCAAAAAUCAUUGCUAUAUACUAGGACUUGAGUCUGCUAUGCAAUGUCAAUGUUAAAAUUUUCCAGAGUUCAUUGUUCAGUAAAAUUUUAUACUGUUUAAUAGUUUUAUAUUUGACGAUAUUUGUCACAACAGUGUGACCUCUAUUCUUUUUAAUUGCUGAUAAGCUUUGAUUCUCACUGUAUUAACAAUAAGGCAUAACCUAAAUGGCUGCCUAUCCAUUCUUUUUGAAUGCAUAAGUACAGACCCAAAAAUCAUUGCUAUAUACUAGGACUUGAGUCUGCUAUGCAAUGUCAAUGUUAAAAUUUUCCAGAGUUCAUUGUUCAAUAAAAUUUUAUACUGUUUAAUAGGUUUAUAUUUGACGAUAUUUGUCACAACAGUGUGAUCUCUAUUCUUUUUAAUUGCUGAUAAGCUUUGAUUCUCACUGUAUUAACAAUAAGGCAUAACCUAAAUGGCUGCCUAUCCAUUCUUUUUGAAUGCAUAAGUACAGACCCAAAAGUCAUUGCUAUAUACUAGGACUUGAGUCUGCUAUGCAAUGUCAAUGUUAAAAUUUUCCAGAGUUCAUUGUUCAGUAAAAUUUUAUACUGUUUAAUAGGUUUAUAUUUGACGAUAUUUGUCACAACAGUGUGAUCUCUAUUCUUUUUAUUUGCUGAUAAGCUUUGAUUCUCACUGUAUUAACAAAAAGGCAUAACCUAAAUGGCUGCCUAUCCAUUCUUUUUGAAUGCAUAAGUACAGACCCAAAAAUCAUUGCUAUAUACUAGGACUUGAGUCUGCUAUGCAAUGUCAAUGUUAAAAUUUUCC
Melospiza melodia melodia is the source of this 6293-nucleotide messenger RNA. RefSeq lists its product as uncharacterized. The transcript has 43 exons. Gene Ontology annotation, molecular function: histone binding. The coding region runs from base 1 to 4371 and encodes 1456 amino acids. NCBI's taxonomy places the organism in Eukaryota, Metazoa, Chordata, Aves, Passeriformes, Passerellidae. Gene Ontology annotation, cellular component: chromosome, centromeric region. The record is from RefSeq and is a predicted model, not a curated record. Gene Ontology annotation, biological process: CENP-A containing chromatin assembly.